Neopsephotus bourkii (Bourke's parrot) is the source of this 2896-nucleotide messenger RNA. RefSeq names its product hedgehog acyltransferase like (gene HHATL). Gene Ontology annotation, molecular function: acyltransferase activity. Gene Ontology annotation, cellular component: endoplasmic reticulum. The coding region runs from base 145 to 1656 and encodes 503 amino acids. The record is from RefSeq and is a predicted model, not a curated record. The transcript is spliced from 12 exons. NCBI's taxonomy places the organism in Eukaryota, Metazoa, Chordata, Aves, Psittaciformes, Psittacidae. Gene Ontology annotation, biological process: negative regulation of N-terminal protein palmitoylation.
UGCCCCCCGUUUCUAUUCCCCCCUCCCGCAGCCCCCCGUCGCGGUGUCGGACGCUGGAUCCCCGCACCCUCUGCCGCCUCCCCCUGCGACCCCGGGGCUCAAGGUCUGGAUCCCCUGCAUCAGCUGGGGCAGUAACCUGCUGCCAUGGGGGUUAAAGCAAUGCUUCCCAACUACGAACUGGGCUUUUAUGCUCUCACCGUGACAUGUGCUGUGGUGUACAGUAGUAGUGAGAUCUUCCAAGCAUCCAGAGACAGCAUGAACAGAAAGGCCUUUCGGGAUGGCAUAAAGCCGGGCUGGCACUACUUCGGCAGGAAGAUGGAUGUGGCUGAUUUCGAGUGGGUGAUGUGGUUCACAUCAUUCAGGAACGUCAUCAUCUUCGCCCUCUCGGGGCAUGUCCUCUUUGGCAAGAUCUGCUCCAUGACAGUGCCACAGCACCGGGCUGUGGUGUACAUGCUGUAUGGGUUCUUGGCUGUGCUGAGCAGCAUGGGGCCCAUCUACCUGAUGAUCAUCCUCUCCCACUGCCUUGUCCUGUACUCCGUUGCCCUGGCCAAGCAGAAGUGGCUCUGCUACGUGGCUGGGCUUUGCUGUCUUGCCUCCUUCAAGAUGGAGCCAUUUAGCUCGUGGCAGAGCGGGUUCGUAACAGGAGCUUUUGAUCUUCAAGAUGUCCUUUUCUACGGAGGAAGUGGAUUCACCAUCAUGCGCUGCAUGAGCUUUGCACUUGAGAGCGCUGAGAAGAAAGAGGGCAUCUACUCCAUAUUUGACCUCCUCAAGUACAACUUCUACCUCCCAUUCUUCUUCUUUGGGCCUGUCAUGACGUUUGACAAGUUCCUUGCCCAGGUGAGCAAUCGAGAGCUAAGACGCAAAGAUGAUGAGAUGAAGAACAUCCGGGUCCAUGCCCUCAUCCACGCUGGGGCCAUCAUUGCUGUGGACAUCUUCUUCCACUUCUUCUACAUCCUCACUCUUCCUUCUGACCUGAAGUUCAUGAACCGCCUCUCAGACUGGUCCUUGGCUGGCCUGGCCUACUCCAAUUUGGUGUAUGACUGGGUGAAAGCUGCUGUCAUGUUUGGGGUGAUCAACACCAUUGCCAGACUGGACCAUUUGGACCCACCCCAGCCUCCAAAAUGCAUCACCAUGCUCUAUGUCUUCGCAGAAACGCAUUUUGACAGAGGGAUUAACGACUGGCUAUGCAAGUACGUAUAUGAUCACAUUGGAGAGAACCAUGAAAACAUCAUUAAGGAGCUGGUGGCCUCCAUCGCCACCUUCGCAGUCACCACUCUGUGGCUAGGACCGUGUGAGAUCAUUUACAUCUGGUCUGUCUUCAACUGCUUUGGCCUCAACUUUGAGCUUUGGGUACAGAAGUUCUUUCAGCAGGCACCCUUUGCCAAACUGGAGGCCAAAAUGUCAGGGGCCAUGUCUCGGCGGAUUCGGGCAGUUUUUGGGGCUGUGAAUUUCUGGGCCAUCAUCCUCUUCAACAUCCUAGCCCUCAACAGCCUGGAGUUUGCGCUGCUGGUGACCAAGAGACUUCUCCAGACAGGUUUCCCUGUCAGCACCUUGUCCAUCUGGUUCAUCACAUACUGUGGAGUGCAGCUGAUCAAAGAGCAUGAGCGCAUCCUGGCCAUCAAGGAGGAGAAGAGUGACAAAGCAAAGGCGGAGUAGAGGGAAGCAUCAGCAGGCUUGUCCCAAAGCCUCAUCCCCCUUCCAGCCACUGCUGACAGGCCAGCCACUGGCUGGGGCUCUCCAAACACUCCUGACAAUCGAACUGCUGUAUCUUACCCAUGUAGAAGUCACCUGGAAAGCACAGGUCACCCCCUUGCUGCAGGAAGGAUUUUCUGUGAGACACAGUGGGCAUUUUGCAGGCUCCCCAUGUGUGACAGACUCCUGAGGUAGGUUCCCAGGGCAUUUCCUUGAUGCUAGAAAGAGCUGUCCCCAUAAUUCUUCUGACCCUCUGACAUGGUGCAGGAGAUUUCACCCCUUUCUUCCAGGGGUUCCACCAGCACGCAGCUCUCCCCCAGGAUCUGCAGCCCAUGUCUCACAGAGGAGACUCUCUAAGCUCCACAACUGGAGGUUUUAUGGUGGUCCAGACACACAGCUAUGAGAAAGAGAUUAGCUGGUGCUAAGCUUGCUCUAAGCAGACCACCUCCAGCUCACUUCUAGCCCAAGAAUCCCAUGUUUCCUUCACUACAAGAAGUGGUCAGCAUCCACUGUCAAGUGCUGAGCACUUACGUUUGUGCAGUAAGCAUUGUGAAGUGGCUCAGCACAAUCUAUUCCUGCCAAGUACCUAGAAAUAUAUAGUACAGUCUUUAUAGCAAAGGGUAGGAAGACCAGGAUGUCUUUAACACCCAUUGAAGGGUAUUAUCUCCACACCACUGACAGCAGUGUGGAGUGAGCUGUUACAGCCUCUGCAAAACAGGUCUCCUCAGUACUAAAUGUCUUGAAAAAGUGAUUUAAUGCCAACAUCAGGCACAGUUAAGGAGAGUGCAGGAGCCACGCUUGCUUCACAGCCAUCGUGUAUCGCAUACAAGUCACCUGGGGACUUGCUGAAGAAACACAACACAUGGCUCACAGCUGCUUGGUCCCCAGUGCAAACCCAAAGGGCUCUCCACUGCCGGAUCUCAGGCCGAUGUGGCCACCAUGACCAUCUGCUGUGAUAUAUGUUCCGGAACUCAAAGCGAAUCCCACUUGCAGUUUUCAAAUGCCAUGGACAAAGAGUUAAGCUCGCAUUCCUGUCCAUGGCUGAAGAUGCUGUAGCCAGCUCUUGCUCAUCUCCAGCCAUGCAUCCCUCAACUGACUUUGGAGCACACAGCCUAAGCCCAUGACUGCAUGGCUGAAUGAGCUCACACGCUUAUAUAUAACCAAAGCAGAAAGACCCUGAAUGAAGGGCAGUGAUCUGGGGUUG